CCUUCCUCUCGGCAACAGGGUAAAGGAUUGCUGUGCUUGGCUUAGGAUCCCGGCUGAUUCAACUGUGGAAUGUCGGGUUAAAUGAAUAAACAGAUUGUUUUGGCAAUGUCUAACGUGUUGCGCUUAGCCGGGCUAAAUUCCAGAGUGCGUGAAAGCGAGUGUGGAAACAAAGAAGCAUUGUUGUUUUCUGAGCGGCAUUAUGUUAGGGGACUGCAGUGCGUGUUUUCAUCCCAUGUCAAAAGCUGGAUGCCUUUCUAUGCAUAUGGCUCAGAUUAGCGGCUGCUAGAGAGGCUUUUAUAGGGGACAUAAACUUUGGGGUUUUUCAACUCUUUUUUUUUUUUUCCAUAAAGUGUCACAUGUUUUCACACUGCUUUUUGUUUGUGGAUUGCUUUUUGGGCAUGAGAGAUUACUUGUUACUUGGGGUCAAAGUGGAGUAUUGGCAAAUACACAGAAGGGACCACAAAGACGAAAGGUUUUCCAGUAUGAACCGGGCCUUUAACAGGAAAAAAGAUAAAUCCUGGAUGCACACUCCAGAAGCUCUGGCAAAGCAUUACAUACCUUACAAUGCCAAGUUUCUUGGAAACACAGAAGUUGAACAACCGAAAGGCACAGAGAUUGUUAAAGAUGCAGUUAGAAAGUUAAAGUUUCAAAGGCAUAUCAAGAAAUCAGAGGGACAGAAGACCCCGAAAGUGGAACUGCAAAUAUCAAUUUAUGGAGUAAAGAUCUUAGAUCCCAAGACAAAAGAUGUCCAAUAUAACUGCCAGUUGCAUAGGAUAUCCUUCUGUGCAGAUGACAAGACGGAUAAAAGGAUAUUCACCUUCAUCUGUAAAGACUCAGAGUCAAACAAACACCUCUGCUACGUGUUUGACAGUGAGAAAUGUGCAGAGGAGAUAACACUCACUAUUGGCCAGGCAUUCGACUUGGCCUACAAGAAGUUCCUUGAGUCUGGUGGAAAAGAUGUGGAGACACGGAAACAGAUAGGAACCUUACAGAAAAGAAUUCAAGAACUGGAAACUGAAAAUUCUGAGCUAAAGAAGCAGCUUUCGGAUCUGGAGGAGCAGUUGAUGAUUGCUCCUGUACCACCACUGCUGCACAUAAACUCUACUAACGAGGCCUACAUGCUCUCAAGGCCCUCCUCGCUCUUCUGGUGUCACAAUCUGACGUCCUUCUCGUGUCUUGAGAUCUCCUCGGUCACACUCACCCCUAUGAGCUCGCCAGAGUCCAACCUCUCGGCAGGGCUACUAACCCCUCCUCCGGCUAAAUCCGCUCUCCUUCCAAAGACUGCCGACGGAUGCAGCAUCCCCCGACCUCGCGCUGGCAGCAUCUCCUUGAAACCCCAGACAUCCACAGAUGUUUUUGACAUGGUUCCCUUCUCUGCUGUCACACCCCUGGUGCCAAUACCCGCAAGCAACGGCACACCCCCUCCGCCCCCUACAACAUCUCCUUCAGACAUGAGUAAAGACCUUUUUGGUGCAGCACCUUUCGAUCCGUUUACCUGUGGGCAAGCCGACUUCCCCCCGGAUAUCCAGUCCAAGCUGGACGAGAUACAGGAGGGGUUCAAAAUGGGACUAACCCUAGAGGGCACUGUCUUUUCUCCUGACCCACUAGACAGUCGCUGCUGAUGCCAAGUAGACAUGUUGCUUUUACAUACUGUUAAAUCAUUUGUAUUAAAAGUGCCAGAAUUGGGUCUAAAAUUCAAGAUGUCAAUGUUCUUCUCAUCUUGAGGUUUAUAUGUAUUUGCAUUUGAAUUUGGUUUUAGAAUAAUCAAAGGUAUAUUCAAGUCUGAUAUAGAAAGCACUAUUUUUGUAAGAACUCACAUGGGAAGGAUUAGUUUUGAGACCUCUUGCUUGUACAGGCAAUGGUGGGUGUAAAUAGUAUGUGCAAUGGUACACUCUGUGGCCGAAUUUUCUUAUGUGUAGAAUCAGUUUUAUUGAACAUACACCACUUAGAACAACGCUGUUACCACAUUCUUAUUUGUCUGUCGGACAUGACUUGCUGAUCAUCGAGUCACAAGACACGUAAAUGUGGUCAGUCUUGUAUUAACACUCAUAUACCAAACUCUCAGCUUGCCCUUCAUUUGACAUAUCUUCUAUGUUAUUUUUACUCAAAUGUAUCUUUAGUUAACUGUAAUUCUCAUUUAUUCUGAUAGUUUUGUCCGGACACCGGAUUUAAUAGUUUUCUUGUCUUGUUAAACAUUUAGGUAUGUAUUGCCGUUUAUUUACUUUCUUAUGAUAUAUGUCAGUAUCCUCUUGCACCAGAAAGCACUUUUGGAAAACCUCUGUCCAUAUACAGUACUAUAUACUUGUUAAUUUACUUUGUAUGCAAUAUGACUUUGCUGUUAACAGUUAUUAAAGAAAACAUUACGGCAUUAAA
Messenger RNA from Oncorhynchus nerka (sockeye salmon), 2373 nucleotides. RefSeq names its product GULP PTB domain containing engulfment adaptor 1a (gene gulp1a). The coding region runs from base 357 to 1622 and encodes 421 amino acids. The record is from RefSeq and is a predicted model, not a curated record. NCBI's taxonomy places the organism in Eukaryota, Metazoa, Chordata, Actinopteri, Salmoniformes, Salmonidae. The transcript has 12 exons.